Exophiala xenobiotica is the source of this 737-nucleotide messenger RNA. RefSeq lists its product as uncharacterized. The coding region runs from base 1 to 582 and encodes 193 amino acids. Lineage: Eukaryota; Fungi; Ascomycota; Eurotiomycetes; Chaetothyriales; Herpotrichiellaceae. The transcript has a single exon. The record is from RefSeq and is a predicted model, not a curated record.
AUGGCAGCUCGAGAACCUGGUCUGCAACCCGGUGACGCGAAGACAACGCACCCGCAAACUGACGAUCACCCAGCCCCUGGUCCAAGCGGCAGUGGAACAGAGACAGUCGACACCGAAGAAAACUGGCAUGCUGGCCUUUGCCGUACUCAACGUGUCUACGGUCGCCUGCUGGAUCUAUACAUCAUGUCUGAUCACUACGAAGCGCAGCUCUUCCGAAGAGAAAUCAUGCUACAAUGGCAACGUUUCACCUUUCGGGCACCGAGGUUCCCAGGUCUGGUAGUCGUACAACGCGCAAUCGAGAAUCUGAGCAUCGAGUCGUCCCACUGUCGAUACAUGACAGCUUGCUUCAGCCGCAUGAUGAUCAAGAAUUCCUCUCAGAACACUCUUGCCAAACUUCCGCCACUCUUUGCUGCUGCGAUUCUGAACCGAAUGCUGCUGAAUCUGAGGAGGCCCAUGGCUCGCCAUGCAAGCUACGAGACAUACUGGUGUAAAUAUCACGACCACGUUGACACGCUGGACCGAAAAUCGUGCCAGAAUGCUAGGGCAGCAUGUGAGGAUCCUGACACGGACGACAUCUUGUGAGUCUUGCUGGAUGGAAGAGGUUGAGGGUGUUGGCAACGAUAAAAGGGACGCAGCAAUUUCUUGGAGCAUGGAAGAAGAUAUUGGGCGACGGGCAAAGGAUGCUCUACUCUGGACAUUGACGCUGGUGAUUUGGUUUUUUUGAGACUCCAACGAGC